Molecule: messenger RNA, 1596 nt
Organism: Cordyceps fumosorosea ARSEF 2679
Lineage: Eukaryota; Fungi; Ascomycota; Sordariomycetes; Hypocreales; Cordycipitaceae
Product: MFS transporter
Exons: 5
Coding region: 1-1596 (531 amino acids)
Biological process (GO): transmembrane transport
Molecular function (GO): transmembrane transporter activity
Source: RefSeq, a predicted model, not a curated record
AUGGGCGCUCAUCGUCUCGGCGACUUGACCGCCGACUUGGACGAGUCGCUGGUUCCCGGCACCGUCCGCCUCGUCGACACCGAGCACACGGCCGCCGCGCCGCACGCGACCGGCUCCGGCCAGCGCGACAUCAUCCUGGUGCCGACGCCGUCGUCGGACCCCAACGACCCGUUGAACUGGUCGCCGGGGCGGAAGCGGCUGCACCUCGCGUGUCUAAUGGUCUUCGUCCUGUUUAGUGGCAUGUCCCUCUCGGUCGUCUACUCCGUCCUGGUGCCCUUGUCCGGUGCCCUCGGCGUCACUGUGGGCGAUCUCAACGCCGGCACGGGCUACAUGUUCCUCCUCCUCGGCUGGUCCCUGCUCUUCUGGCAGCCCUUUGCGUUGCAGUACGGCAAGCGGCCCGCCGUCUCCUUCUGGUCCCCCCACGCCCGCGGCGGCGGCCAGUGGAUCGCGCGCAACGUCGUCAUGGGCUUCCUCGCCUCGCCCAUCGAGUCGCUGCCCGAGACCUCCAUCACCGACGUCUUCUUCGCCCACGAGCGCGGCACCUACAUGGGCUGGUACGCCCUCGUCCUCGCCGGCUCCAACUACCUCGCCCCCGUGAUCUCCGGCUUCAUCGGCGACGCCCUCGGCUUCCGCUGGCCGUUUUACCUCAUGGGCGUCUUCUGCGCCGCCAGCGCCCUGUUCCUGCUGCUCUUCCUCGAGGAGACCAACUACGUCCGCGUCCUCCCGGGUCAGCCGCCGGCGGGAGCGGCAGUGGUGCCGAGCAAGGACGAUGGUGAGACGUGCACGGAAGACGUGGUCGGUGAGGUGGAAUACCCUCCGGCAAAGACGUUCUUCCAGAGGCUGCCGCUCUUCCGCGCCGGGGCGUUCCGCCAGCCUUGCCGGAUGCACCGCCGCGCCGCGCAGAGUCUGCGGUACCUCGGCUGGCCGACCGUCUUCUACGCGGGCUUCGCGUACGGCACGUACCUCAUUUGGUUCAACGUCUUCAACGCCACCGCCUCCGUCAUCCUCGGCGGCGCGCCGUAUCACUUCCGCCCGAGCAUCGUCGGCCUGUCCUACCUCGCCUGCCUCGUCGGCGUCGUCGUCGGCGCCGCCUACACGGGCGUCUUCUCCGACCGCUUCGUGCUCCGCGCCGCCCGCCGCAACGGCGGCGUCUACGAGCCCGAGCAGCGCCUCUGGCUCUUCGCCGCCUCGGCUGUGCUGACCCCGGCCGGCCUGAUCCUCUGGGGCGUGGGGGCCGCUCAUGGCAUCCACUGGUUCGGUCUUGUCGUCGGCAUGGCCAUCCUCGCCUUCUGCAGCUGCGUCGGCAUCACACUGUCCAUCGCCUACCUCGUCGACUCCUUCCGCGACAUCUCCGGCGACGCCCUCGUCACCCUCAUCCUCAUCCGCAACACCAUGAGCUUCGCCAUCGGCUACGGCAUCACCCCCUGGCUCGACCACCUCGGCCUGCAGAACUGCUUCAUCAGCGUCGCCUUCGUCGCCCUCGCCAUCUGCAGCACCUUCCUCCCGAUGAUCUGGUACGGCAAGAGGCUGAGGGCGGCCAAGCGCGAGAGCUACUGGAACGAGGUAAAGAUUCGCAUUGCUUCGAAUGAAUAUUAG